Messenger RNA from Adineta steineri, 1287 nucleotides. NCBI's taxonomy places the organism in Eukaryota, Metazoa, Rotifera, Eurotatoria, Adinetida, Adinetidae. The record is from the annotation of a GenBank genome assembly.
AUGAGACAAUUACGUGUUAAAUCAGAAUUAUGUCUUGAUCAACGUAUUAUUUCAAUAUGUGAAGAUAGUUAUAGUUUUUCUAAUGAAGAAACACAAUUAUUUCAACCAGGAUGGACAACAAAUGAAACAAUACAAUAUGGAGCAUAUGGUUCAUCGAUUAUAGAUGCAUUUAACUAUUCUACGAGUGAUGAACUGGAUACAUAUACAUAUGUAGGUGAAUUUGGAACAUAUAGAGGAGGUGGUUAUGUAUAUGAAUUUCGUAGUUCUUUAUCUGAUUUCAAAACAAAUUUAUCUGAACUUCAUCAAUUAGGUUGGAUUGAUGAAAAAACAAGAGCUAUUUUUAUUCAACUAACAUUAUAUAAUCCGAGUGUUCAAUUACUUACUGCAGUUACUUUACUUGCUGAAUUUUUACCAACAAGUGGUGUUUUUACAACAGCCCAUUUCGAACCAAUUGAUUUUUACAAAUUAAGAUUAAAAUAUUUUUAUCAAUUUUGGUCAUUAAUUCAAUUAGGUAUUAUUGGUUGUUCAUUAGGAAGUAUUGGAGUUUAUUUUUGGCGUUUUCAAGAAACUAAUCGUAUAAGUCAAUUAUUUGAACAAACAAAUGGUUAUAUUUAUAUUAAUUUACAAGUUGCAGUUUAUGUUAAUGAUAUUUUAACAUUUCUUCUUGGUUUUUGUUGUUUUUUUAGUAUGAUUAAAUUUGUUCAAUUAUUUCGUUUUAAUCAACGAAUAUCUUUAUUUGCUGAAACAUUAAAAUCUUGUGCAAAGAAAGUGAUUUCAUUUUCAAUAAUGUUUGCAAUUGUAUUUAUGUCAUUUGUUAGUUUAUUUUAUUUGUUAUUUGUAUCAAAACUUUCGUCGUGUUCAAGUUUGUUAACAACUAUUCAAAUGAUUUUUGAAAUGACAUUAAGGAAACUUGAUACAUCAGAAAUAAUUGAAGCUGAUGCUUUUCUUGGCCCAAUUUGUCUCGCAUUAUUUGUGUUGCUUGUUGUUUUUGUUUGUUCAAGUAUGUUUAUGUCAAUUAUUAUUGAUAGUUUUCAUCAUGUAAAAGAAAAUCAUAAGGAAGAUCAAAUUACGUUAUCAUUUAUGCUAAAGAAAUUUUUACGAUGGACAGGUUUGAAAAGAUUAAAUGAAUUAGAAAUUCAAGAAGAACGAGAUUGUCGAAUGCGUUCACAAUAUUUUGAUCCAAUUGAAAAUUUUCCUGAUAAAAUGGAUCAAUUUCUAGAAGCAGUUAACAAAAUUUACGUUAAUCAAAAAAUCGAAUUGUCAAGACUAGAAAAAGCUGGACUCUAA